Durotheca rogersii is the source of this 3824-nucleotide messenger RNA. RefSeq names its product heavy metal translocatin. The record is from RefSeq and is a predicted model, not a curated record. Lineage: Eukaryota; Fungi; Ascomycota; Sordariomycetes; Xylariales; Xylariaceae. Gene Ontology annotation, biological process: monoatomic cation transport; copper ion homeostasis. The transcript has a single exon. Gene Ontology annotation, molecular function: P-type divalent copper transporter activity; ATP binding; ATP hydrolysis activity. The coding region runs from base 201 to 3608 and encodes 1135 amino acids. Gene Ontology annotation, cellular component: membrane.
UUCCCAGAAGGGAAUACCCCGUUACUCCACUGUAUCAUCCGUCCGGGGUAUCCAUUAACAGCCACUCCUAGCUCCUCUACCUCUCCGCCUCGUCAGGCCCGGCUACGUCCAGCCGGAUCACCAGAGGGCCCAAUACUGCAUGCGAGCGUCGCAUUUUCGAUCCGGCCUCCUGAACGGCGGACCGCUCGAUCUGUCCAAAAAUGGCUCUGUCGCAUCCAGCCCUGACAACCUACCUCCUCCUGGACAAUCUGCACUGUCCUACCUGUGUCUCCUCUAUAAAAGAUGUCUUGCUGCGUCUCCCGGGCGUCCAUUGGGUGUCCCCCAAUGUCGUCACGUCCUGGGUAGCGGUUGAGCACGAUCCAGGCGUCUCUGUGAGCCAGAUGGCAUCCUCGUUAGAAUCCGUGGGGUUCGAGGUCUCUAGUAUAUCCUCGGCGACUGGCGAGGAUUACAUCACGACCCCUGUGCGUUCGACACCUACCAGCCCCCGUUCCGGCACCGACGGCACGUUAGACCGCAUCUCGCACAUCUCCGAGAGGUUCAAGGACGCCCAACUGUCGGCCGCAAGGGCUGAAAACAGGAGGAAGCACAUCAGCAACUGCAAACAAUGUCAGACCAAAGGGCUAGACCCCAACGCGCUCGACACCUCGUGCCUUCUCGCCGAGUCAGACAAGUGUACCAGUCCAAUAGAGGAAAAGACACCCGAUGACGAGAAGUCGGCCAAGGAGGUACACACGAUAGCAAAGCCGCUGGCGGCUGAGGGUGGUGACAAUCCCCAACCAUCCGACAACAGUGGGCGCAGGUGGAGGGCCUCGAUGGCUAUCGCCGGGAUGACGUGCGCGUCUUGCGUGAACAAUAUCACCCAUAAGCUGAACGACGUACAGUGGAUCACCAAGGUCACGGUCAACUUGAUAUCCAACAGCGGGGUCGUCGAAUACACUGGUACCGAGGACGACGCCAGUCAAAUCGUCGAGAUGAUCGAAGACGCCGGGUACGAUGCCAAUCUCGACCAGAUCGCCAAUAUCGAUAGCGAGGAGAGGAAGCCAAAGCAGGAGAGGACGGUAGAAAUUCGCAUCGACGGGUUCUACUGCGAACAUUGCUCCGAUAGAGCCGCGAACAGUCUCAAGGGCUUCCGACGAGAUCUGAGGGUUAUCACAAUGCCCACCCGGCAAAGGCCUAUCCUAAAGAUCGCCUACACUCCCGAGGUCCCCAAGUUCACUAUCCGGCGGAUCAUAUCGGCGAUCGAGGCCAGCGAUCCGGCCUUCAGGGCCGUCAUCUACCACCCGCCUACUCUAGAAGAGCGGUCGAAGCAGAUCCACGCACGCCAUCAGCGGCAGAUUCUUCUCCGCGUCAUCUUCACCUUGAUCGUCGCAAUCCCAACGUUCAUCAUUGGUAUCGUAUAUAUGAGCCUCGUCCCCCACCAUGACGCGACAAAAAUGUUCCUCAUGAAACCCUGGGCGCCGGGGAUCAGUCGGGCACAAGCCGCGCUCUGUAUCAUGGCAACUCCCGUUUACUUCCUCGCGGCAGAUAUUUUCCACCGCCGGGCGGUAAAAGAGAUCAAGUCUCUGUGGAGACCAGGAAGCCGGACGCCGAUACUCCAGCGCUUCUAUCGAUUCGGCAGCAUGAAUAUGCUCAUAUCCCUAGGAACCACGAUCGCCUAUAUCUCAUCCAUUAGCCAGAUGAUCGCUGCCGCUGUGGACCGCCCAAAGGAGGUCAACGACUCAAACUUCUACUUCGACUCUGUCGUGUUCUUAACCCUGUUCCUGCUCGUCGGCCGACUCAUCGAAGCCUACAGCAAAUCGAAGACGGGCGACGCGGUGGAAGCCCUCGGCAAGCUCCGCCCGACUACCGCUAUAAUUGUCGAGGACGAUGCGGGGGAGACGGAUCAGGUCGUCAAGACUGACCUCCUAGAAUUUGGGGACAUUGUCCGCAUACCACACGGUGCCUCUCCCCCUUGCGACGGGAAAAUCGUACAAGGCACUAGCAGCUUCGACGAGUCCAGCUUGACAGGAGAAUCUCGUCUAAUAAAAAAGACUCCCGGUGACGAAGUCUUCGCAGGUACUAUGAAUAAGGAUUCUCCGAUCCUAGUUCAGAUCACCGGCGUUGCCGGUCGAUCCAUGCUUGAUCAAAUUGUCAACAUUGUGAGGGAGGGGCAAACCAAGCGGGCGCCGGUGGAGAGGGUGGCAGAUCUGCUCACUGCCUAUUUCGUUCCUUGUGUGACCUUGAUCGCUCUCCUUACCUGGCUGAUCUGGUUGUCACUCGGCAUCUCCGGCGCGAUUCCGGGCCACUUUCUCGACGUAUCAUCGGGAGGUUGGGUUGCAUUCUCACUCCAGUUCGCCAUCGCCGUCUUUGUUGUCGCAUGCCCUUGCGGCCUCGCGCUUGCAGCCCCUACGGCGAUAUUCGUCGGCGGGGGUCUAGCCGCGAAGCACGGUAUCCUCGUCAAAGGGGGCGGCGAAGCUUUCGAGAAGGCAAGUCGGAUCGACUGCGUCGUCUUCGACAAGACCGGAACUCUCACCGUCGGCGGCGAGCCGAUUAUAACGGACUCGAAGCUCUUUUCCGGUCAAGACGACAUAGAGGGCGAGCAGCGCGACUCUCUGCUGGCCGGCCUUCUCGCCGUCGAACAAAACAGCAGCCACCCGAUCGCGAAGGCUAUCGUUUCAUUUUGCGAGGCCCAUACUUCCGUCCGGGCCCAGGUCACGGUCGUCGAGGAGCUCCCCGGAAAGGGCUUGAAGGCAACCUAUACCGUAGGAUCACCGGAGGAAUCCAUGGACAUCAUCGUAGGGAACGAAGUCCUCAUGCGUGACUUUGCGGUUUCGAUUUCGCCUGCUGUCGCCACGAAGCUCCAGACCUGGAAGACGCAAGCGAAAUCAGUCGCCCUCGUCGCCUUGAAACCGUCCAUGAUCGUUUCCGGCACCGGAAGUUACUCCAUUGCCGCUGCCCUCGCGAUCUCUGACCCGAUACGGCCCGAAACGCCAGCCGUGAUCAAGGCCUUGAAAUCGAGAGGCACGGAUGUGUGGAUGUUAUCGGGUGAUAACAUCGUCACCGCGAAAGCUGUCGCCCUCCGCGUCGGGAUCCCGGAAGAAAACGUCAUCGCCGAGGUCUUGCCGGCGCAGAAGCACGAGAAGAUUACCUGGCUCCAGUCCACGCUUAAAGUCAAGACGGGGGGGCUCGAGCAUACAGACCGGCGCGCGACCGUCGCCAUGGUCGGGGACGGGAUCAACGACGCUCCAGCGCUCGGUGCAGCGGACGUGGGCGUCGCGAUCGGAUCGGGAAGCGACGUGGCGAUCGCGAGCGCCGCGUUCGUGCUGGUGAACAGCAACCUGGCGUCGGUGGUGACGCUUCUGGACCUCAGCGCCGCCGUGUUCCGGCGAAUCAAGUUUAAUUUCGGCUGGGCGAUCGUGUACAACGCGGUCGCGGUGCCGAUCGCGGCCGGUUGCCUGUAUCCGGUGACGACAAACGGCGGCGCAACGCACAUCCGGCUCGACCCGGUCUGGGCCAGCCUCGCGAUGGCCCUGAGCAGCGUCAGCGUGGUGCUAAGCAGCCUCGCGUUACGGAGCCGGCUACCGCUGAUAGGGUUUAGGAUUAGGAAACUGGAUGACCAGUCGGCGUGAUAAACCAAGAGAGAGGAAUGGAAAACGUAAGGGUGCGGAAGAAUGUGGGAGGGGAACAUACCUAGGGAUCGAUUUCUACAGAGGCCUAACUGCCCAACAUGUGUACAUAGCUUAAGAGCGAAGGCUGUGCGACCGGAAAGACACCGAGCCGCAACAGUGACACCUACUCUAGUUUCAUUUCACUACCUAUCUGAGUGUUCAUUGGUGCUUACACAC